Messenger RNA from Seriola aureovittata, 2196 nucleotides. It is a transcript of the gene otol1a, whose product is annotated as otolin 1a. Lineage: Eukaryota; Metazoa; Chordata; Actinopteri; Carangiformes; Carangidae. The coding region runs from base 363 to 1949 and encodes 528 amino acids. The transcript has 4 exons. The record is from RefSeq and is a predicted model, not a curated record. Gene Ontology annotation, molecular function: protein binding.
CAUAGCAGUCUAGGCACUGCCGGACCCUGGAAUCAUAUCCCAUAUCACAAAGAAUAAAGUCUUACCUUGCAUAUAACCUCCUUUAUUUCACAUCCCUCAGGAGUCACGUAAUCUGUUCUUUCCAGCCCACCUACCUCCUAAUAACCCCUGCUGUUUCAGCCCUUUGUUCUCUCAUUGGCUUGAUGAUGCGGUAUUUGGGGUACUGAGGGCAAUAUAAGGAAGAAGGUAAGCUGCAUCAAUCACUAGUUGGAGGGGAUGGAGUGAAAAGUCCACACCAUCAACAUAAGCAGGUAAGACGCAUUUGUUGCUUUAUUACACAUUGUAGACAAACUAUGUUGCAGUAUUAGAUCUUUUCCAAAGUGAUGCACCUAUUUUGUCUGCUGCCUCCAAACCUCCACUCCCGUUUUAUUCACAGAUCAUUGUUCCAAGCUUUCAGCAUGCCUUCCCUUCACCUUAUCUUCCUCUCCGCCCUCCUUGUGGUCCUGAUGGCCGUGCUAACCUCCAGUGCCAGAUCCACACGCUGGCCCAAACCUCAGAGCACCAAGAAGCCCCCCCGAGCUGGGAGCGGCGGCGGAGGUGGAGGAUUUGUACGAACCACCACCACGACCGCGCCCCCUCCCAGCAGCCUGCACACAGAUGAGACGACUGAGGUUAUGAUGGACGCUUACUCCUCGUCCCCAACAGACAGCACCACCUACUCCAGCGACACUUACCCCACUGCGUUCCUCACGGAUCCCAUGGCGCCCCCUGGGAACACCCCUGGAAACUAUACCCUCGACUACAAUGAAUGUUUCUUCAACUUCUGUGAGUGCUGUCCACCAGAGAGAGGCCCCGUAGGACCCAGGGGAGAGAGAGGGCCACCAGGACAGUCAGGAGAGAGGGGCCCUCCAGGGAUGCCAGGAGAAAAGGGAGAAACAGGUCCAAGAGGACUUCCAGGACCAGCCGGACUACCUGGAGCCAAUGGGCUCAAUGGCGACAUAGGUGAAAAAGGUGAUCAAGGAUCUGGGGGUCUUCCUGGUAUCCCCGGGGUCCCAGGAAAACCAGGAGAAAAAGGUGAUCCAGGCCCCAGAGGAGAGAAAGGUGAACGUGGCUUCAGUGGUUUGAAAGGGGACCCGGGAGAGAGAGGCGAGCCUGGCCUGAAUGGGACUAAGGGCAGCACUGGGCGAGAUGGGCUUAUGGGUCCCCCAGGGAUAGUUGGGACAAAGGGUCAGAAAGGUGAAAAAGGACUUCCAGGCGAGUGUUUACCGGGUGAGAAAGGAGAGAAAGGGGAUGUGGGUGAAGGUGGGUCCCCUGGUCUGAGAGGCGAGAUGGGCCCACCGGGAAUGAAUGGAACUGAUGGUAGAAAGGGAGAGAGAGGAGAGCAAGGGCCUUCAGGAGGGAAGGGGGAUACUGGGGUGAGAGGGCCGCCAGGAUCUCCAGGUUUGAGGGGUAUGGCAGGGCUGAGAGGGGAGAGGGGGCCAAAAGGUGGGCGUGGGCCUCGGGGGCCUAAAGGCUCACCAGGUGAAAGUGUGGAGCAGAUUCGCUCUGCCUUCAGUGUGGGCUUGUUCCCCAGCAGGUCCUUCCCUCCGCCCGGUGUACCUGUGAAGUUUGAUAAGGUGUUUUACAAUGGGGAGGGGCACUGGGACCCAUCACUCAACAAGUUCAAUGUCACGUACCCGGGGGUUUACUUAUUCACUUACCACAUCACUGUGCGCAACCGGCCUGUGCGUGCUGCCCUGGUGGUUAAUGGGAUGCGGAAGCUGCGAACUCGGGAUUCUCUGUACGGCCAAGACAUCGAUCAGGCGUCCAACCUCGCGCUGCUGCAGCUGAAUGACGGCGACCAGGUGUGGCUGGAGACGCUGAGAGACUGGAAUGGAAUUUACUCCAGCAGUGAGGAUGACAGCACUUUUUCCGGCUUCUUGCUUUACCCAGGCUCAAACAACAAACCUACUGGUAUAGAAAACCUUUGAACUACAACCUUUGACCUUGAAUGAGCUCUGAUUUUAACUUCUUGCAGACUCUGCACAACCUUCCGCCUAUUGCACUGCUCUGUCAAAUUAACGUGAGUCAGCUGAACGCUGCUGUUUCAGUAUCUGCCUUCUGUUGCUAAUCAAACCAAAUGCUUUGCUUGCCUUGCUGUAUUUGGAGAUGGAUGAGGCUUGAUUAUACUGCUGUAUGCAACACUUCAUUUCUUUUUAACAAUGCAUUAAAAAUGAC